AUGAAUGGAGAAUUUUAUGUUGAAAAUAAUAAAGAAGGUAUUGAAGGAGUGACUCAGAAAAUUAUAACAGUAGAAGGAGAUCAGGUUGAGAAAGCUGGCAUGGAAUGGCCAUGUACACCAGAGGAUAAGGAAUCCAGAUUCAAGGAAUCUAAAUCUGAGGAAUUGGGUGUGAUAUAUAAUGCUGUUGCUGAAACUCAGAACUACAUUAUGAAUAAGAAAGAGAAAUAG
Messenger RNA from Funneliformis mosseae, 228 nucleotides. The record is from the annotation of a GenBank genome assembly. Lineage: Eukaryota; Fungi; Glomeromycota; Glomeromycetes; Glomerales; Glomeraceae.